Babesia ovata is the source of this 1548-nucleotide messenger RNA. RefSeq names its product transcription or splicing factor. Gene Ontology annotation, biological process: regulation of mRNA splicing, via spliceosome. Gene Ontology annotation, cellular component: nucleus. The coding region runs from base 1 to 1548 and encodes 515 amino acids. Lineage: Eukaryota; Apicomplexa; Aconoidasida; Piroplasmida; Babesiidae. The record is from RefSeq and is a predicted model, not a curated record. The transcript is spliced from 2 exons. Gene Ontology annotation, molecular function: zinc ion binding; mRNA binding.
AUGUCUACCGCGACGAGUAUUGACGAGGAGGUGCCCUUCCCGCCGGACACGGAGAAGGCGCCCCGGAGGCGUAUGACCCGUUGGGGUAAGAUUGACGAUGGGAAGAACAUGAUCAUCCACAACACGACGAACUCGUUCCUCCACGAGCUGAAGAUGCUGUCGAACAAGGCGGCAAAUGUCUCAGAAGAUGACGAAUCGCAGAGCCUCUGGGGCCCCGAGGACGACAAACCGUUCCUGCCGCCACCCUUCGUUGACCUUCCGCCGGGGAUGACCCCGUCGCAGAUGGACCAGUUCCUUCGCGAGCAGCGCCACGACGACUUGGUGAAGAAGAUCGCUUCCGGUGAGCUGGAGUUUGGUGAUGCGGACAUCAGGCCGCCGUCACCGCCGCCGGUCUACGACCGCAACGGUAGUCGUGUGAACACCCGUGAGGUCAGGGCCAAGAACGCCAUGAACGAGGAGUACAACCGCCUGGUGGAGUACCUGCUGAAGCACCUGCCCGGAUUUGUUGCAUCCGCCGACUACAAACCACUUAAAAAGGUGCGUAAGAUCAUCAUUCCCCUCGACAAGUACCCUGAGUACAACUUCAUGGGACUCGUCAUCGGCCCCCGUGGCUGCAACCACAAGCGCCUGGAGGCAGAGAGUGGCGCCCAGAUAUCGCUGCGUGGCCGUGGGACUAUAAAGGAGGGUAAGCAGCGCGACCACCAGACCGAUGAGGACGCUGCCAUGCCUAUGCAUGUGCACAUUUCGGCGGAUAAGGAGGAGUGCGUGGAGAAGGCGGUUGCGCUGAUUGGGCCGCUGCUCGACCCCUUCCACCCCAAACACGAGGAGUUCAAGCGCCGCGGCUUGGAGCAGUUGGCGCUGGUGAACGGUGUCGCUCUGGGCAUUUCCGACGCGAGCCGUUGCAGCGUUUGCGGAGGUGUGGGUCACCGCGCGUACGAGUGCCCCGAUGCCCCCAAUUUACACACCGUUAAGCAUGCGGAUGUGCGCUGCGCCAUUUGUGGUUUCAUGGGCCAUCUUACUUCCGACUGCAAGUUGGCGGGCAGCACUGGCACCACUGCUGCCACCCAGGAGGCGGUCAAGCUUGACCAGGAGUAUAACCGCAUGAUGACUGAACUGACUGGUGCCGGAGCGGCGGCAGCGGCGCCUGGAGAGCAGGACGCUCAGAGCGCCGAACAGCUGCAGCAGUACCAGAUGGCCUUCUACCAGCAGCAGUACCAGCACUACCAACAGUAUCAGCAGCAGAUGUACCAGCCGCAGCAGUACUACUACUCGUCACAGUACUACCCGCAGUAUUACCAGCAGGGAGCACAAGGCGAGGCUGGUGUCGCGCAGCCAGCCGCAUACGACUAUUCUCAAUACGCUACUGGAGCUGCCCAGGUACCAGUAGCGGAGCAGCCGGCAGUUGUGCCAGCAGAAGCUUCCGAACCUAUGCCACCUCCAUCUACGAUGCCGCCGGAGUCCGAGUUGCCACAAGAACCCCUUGCGGCAGCUCCAGAUGAGCCAGCGCCUCCGCUGCCAGAGGACGACGGGGCAUUGCCCCCGUCUUAA